GUAGAAUAAUAAAAGUUUCAUCAACAUUGAUAAUUAUUUUUAAUGGGUUUUUUUUUUAUUUUUUAAAUAAUAUAUGGACUACAAUAUGCAAAUAAUCAUAUACAUAAACAAAUGAUGAUGGUUCCAUGCAAUAAGACACAUGAAAGAAGAAAAAAAUGAAAGAAAAAUUGUUGGUGAAUGAUGAAUUGAUGAUAAGAUGAUAUGAUUCGAUGAUGAUCUCCGUCACUUUUCGUGCCGCUGUCUUUCCUACUCUUUUUCAGUCUGUCUGUCCCCCUUCCUUCUCUUUCCUCAUAUCCCCACUGCCCUCCUCUCUCCUCCACUCUAUCUCUGGGUUUUGAUUUUUGAGUUUUGAUUUUGGUAUUUAUUUUCUUAUAUGGAAUUCAGUGAAUGAUUUUCAGUGAUAUGGAGAAAGCUUUGGAACUCAAUCUUGUUCCCUUGGUCGGAAAAGAACAUAUCUUGGUGUAACAAGAAGGAGAAGAAGAGGUUGCUGGAGUUCAUAGCUGCUUGAAUCUGAGGCCAAGAUAAAAGAGAGAGAUAGGUAUAUCAACAGAGAGAUGGGAUCUUUCAAGGGUCAUGCUUUGCCAGGGACUCUGUUUCUGAUGAUUGGCGUAUGGCACAUAUGGAGUUGUGUGGUUCGAUAUGUGUCGAACCCCAAGUCUUUUCAGGUCAGGGUGUGGAACCCAGUUCCUGGUUUUGAUGGGAAGUUGAAGUACUUGGAGCUUUAUGUUGUAACCAUUGGUGCUUUCAUUGAUUUGUGCAUCGAGCUUUUGUAUUCGACCCACCUCAAGUUUUUUGUCAAUGGAGUCUUGAAUCCAUCACACUUGAAUGAUUUUGAGCAUUCCGGGAUGCUUCUCAUGUUUUUCCUCCUAGGUGCCAUCGCUCUGCUCUCAGAGAAAACGAGUUUCGUUUCCUUACCACAAGAAGCCCUUUGUCUUAUUGCGGCAGCAGCAUUCUGUGCAGAGUAUCUGCUAUUCUACUUUCACUCAACAACUCAUAAGGGCCUCGAGGGAUACUACCAUCUUGUGCUUGUCCUUUUAAUAGGACUUUGCAUCUUAACCACUGUUGCUGGAGCUCUCUUCCCGAACAGCUUCCCUGUUGAUUUGUGUAGUGGAAUUGCCAUAACUCUCCAAGGGCUCUGGUUCUAUCAGACUGCUUUCACCCUCUAUGGCCCCAUGAUGCCUGAUGGUUGUCAGCUCAAGUGGAAUGCAAUCUAUUGCCGUUCAACAGAUAGUGGGGUCCGAGGCGAGUUGCUUGCUAACUUCCAGCUCUUCUCUCUGGUACUGGGUGUCCUUGUUGCUGUUGUGGGAUCAUAUGGUUUUGCAGCUUCAAGAUAUGGGAAUUCUGAUCUUGGAAGCAUGCAUUCAGUUCAGGACGGAUGAGAAUGAGAUGGAGGCAGGGUAUUCAGUCUUAAAAUUUUGGAUUCAAAUUCAUUUUAGUCUUCUUGUUCAUUAUCUUUUAAUGGCAUUAUAGCUGAAGGUAGUAAGUUUAGCUGCUGUUUCACAGGUUUCCGGUCCAUAUCCUGGGAGAGGUGAACGUGAUGGGAAGGACUGUAACUUUAGCAAUUGUUAGCAUUCAUGUAUAAGUAUAAACAGGAAUAAUAAUGUGAUUUACAAGGAGAAAAAAAUCAAUUACACUUCAAUUCAAUAUUCUUUUUCAUGCUGCUGGCUAUGGUGACUAA
Theobroma umbraticum is the source of this 1678-nucleotide messenger RNA. The record is from RefSeq and is a predicted model, not a curated record. NCBI's taxonomy places the organism in Eukaryota, Viridiplantae, Streptophyta, Magnoliopsida, Malvales, Malvaceae.